Molecule: messenger RNA, 1270 nt
Organism: Triticum aestivum (bread wheat)
Lineage: Eukaryota; Viridiplantae; Streptophyta; Magnoliopsida; Poales; Poaceae
Product: probable E3 ubiquitin-protein ligase ATL44
Source: RefSeq, a predicted model, not a curated record
AGAGCAGAGCAGAGCAUCGCACAGACGCACGCUCGGAGUCAAAGAUAAGCUAGAUAAAUAGUCCAGAGUUCACACAUCAUGCGCGCUCCGGCGAACCUCCUGCACCGCGCGGCCCUCGCGAACAGUGGCCCGGGCGAGCCAUCGUCGUCGCCGGUGAGUAUGAAGGCACCUGAGCAGCAGCAGCAGACGGCGCCUCCGAUGGCGGUCAACUCGGACAUGGUGCUCAUCCUAGCGUCGUUGCUAUGUGCGCUCGUCUGCGUCCUCGGCCUCGCCCUCAUCUCCCGGUGCACGUGCCGUCGCCGCCGCUCGGCCUCAUCAUUCGAUGACGCUCCUCCUCCCCCGAAGGGCCUCAAGAAGAAAGUUAUCCACGCGCUCCCCACCGUCUCCUUCGUCGCCAACGGGCCUUCUCCGACGCCUGCGACAGGCUCGUCGUCAGAAUGUGCGAUCUGCCUGGCGGAGUACAUGGAGGGGGAGGCCCUGCGCGUGCUGCCACGGUGCGGCCACGGCUUCCAUGUCGCAUGCGUCGACGCCUGGCUCCGGACCUGUGCCACGUGCCCCUCCUGUCGUGCCCCCAUCGUUGCCACGCCCGCGGGGCCGGCGUCGACAACCACGGUGGUCGUCGUGGCGGCGGCAAACAACAGGUGCGGGAGGUGCGGCGAGCUGGCGGCGCCGACCGGUGGUGACGAUGACACGUUUUUACCUUAGUUUGAAAUUAAUCAGGUUUGUGUUGAUUUUGUAAAGUAAAACUUAUGUGUUCCUUAAGAUUUGCCAUUUAAUUAGGCUUUAUUGCUGGCUUGUUGCAUUCGACCCAGCAAAACAUAAAUUGUAUGCUCUGCUGGUACUUGUGCAAAAAUUGUCCGUGUAUUUCUCUACCUUUUGCGAUAUUCACCUCUUGUCCACUUCUUCUUCUUCUCCAACCAAUUGAGCAUCUCGAUUAAUCGAAGAAAACUUCAAUUUCAUUUCGACUCUACGAAUAUUUGCAGGGUAGAAUCUAUUGCCUUUUUCAUUGUGUUUUGGGUGCUUCAUCUGGUUUAGUCAAUAAAACUUUUAGUCUCCAUCAGAAUCGAUUCGCCCAUUCAUUACAGCACAACAUGAUAGCAACUCGACUGAUGGAGAUCAUUUGAAGGAAAACUAAAGUGGAAGGAUAACACAUCCUGAGUCUAGCUUGAUUGCCGUUAAAGUAUGCUGGCUGAUGUGGACGUGAUGUCUAGCUGAGACAAAUUUCUGUCAGUUGAUAAAUAGCCAGGGACUGUGAAAUACUGAGACAUGU